Messenger RNA from Salvelinus fontinalis (brook trout), 2920 nucleotides. RefSeq lists its product as uncharacterized. The transcript is spliced from 3 exons. Bases 1372 to 2253 code for a protein of 293 amino acids. Lineage: Eukaryota; Metazoa; Chordata; Actinopteri; Salmoniformes; Salmonidae. The record is from RefSeq and is a predicted model, not a curated record.
CACACGCUCUGUGUUUGGAACUAUGUCAGUGAUUGUGAUGUGUCUGUGUGUUUACUUGGGUGUUACAUGCAACCAUACAUAAUAUAGGAUGAGUGUAAAGCAUGUUUUAACAUGAUCUGACUGUAAUUCAUAAAUAAGAGAAGGAAAACUGCCGUGAGAAAAGGAAUACAAAGAGAUGAAUGAAAGAGACAGAUGAAAUGAAUGGCGUUCUGUACGGUACUGUAUGAGAUCUAAUGCUUCCGUACAGUGUAUAGACUGUAAUAUAGACUAACUGUAUAACUGGCGUUGAUAGAAGUGGCACAUACAGUAUAGUGUUAAUUGACAGGCCAGACGUUUUGCCCGUCCAUAACUACAGAGACCUAUAGGAGCCAGGCCCCCAGGGCCUGAACAGGGAUGUUAUUGAUGCAGCUAAUGGUAAACAUACAGGAAACACCAUCAAGGCAGAAAAAAACAUUCAAUACAACACCUUGGACCCAUUGGACAUCAGAUCAAUCUGGAAGGAAUCCUAUUUGAGUCAGAAAAAGAUGUUCAUAUGAUAGGUAAGAUAUAGAAAACCUUGCAGAGAGCAUAACCAACUGAAAAUCUCUUAGAAAAAAAUAUAAACAAUUGGAACCACAACUUAAAGAUAACGAAUAUUGGCACAAGAUGGAGGGAAUGUUGGAACAUAACUAACGAAAUUACAGUUUACGAAAAUGUACGUUUAAUCCAUUGUAAACUAAUGUAUAAAAUGUAUUAUACAAGAGACAAAUUUCACAAAUUCUACAGCACAACGGCAGAGUCAUGUCUCAAGUGUAAAACUAACAAUGACUCAAUAAUCCAUGCCUUCUGGGAAUGUUAUAAAGUCUAAAAGUUAUGGGCGGAGUUAUAAAGUUGGCUGUCAUAAGUAUUACAAUCUAAAUGUACUUUUAAUCUGUCUGUCUGCAUAUUUCAAGACAUGGCAUAUGAGGGUGCAGUUAGAUACCCUAUGGGUUGGAUGAUACUUGUCUUGUCAAUCAUCUUGAAAAAAUGUAUACUUAAAAACUAAAUCAACCAUUCCUCUGUCAUUAACAAAAUGGAAAGGUCAAAUUCUUAAUUAUCUAAAUGUUGAAGGUGUGUGGGUGAUGGAGAGAAACAAAAUGGUGCAGUUUGAAUGAUGCUGGAGAUGGGGGAGCAUGUGGGUCUGGCCAGGUGGGUCUGGGCAAGAUAUAAUGCAAAGAAAAAGUCUUACAAAAAAUGUAAACAUCGUACAAAAAAAAUCCUAAAUCAACACCUUGAAUGUCUCAGUGUAAUGGCUCAUUUGUUGGACUGACAGAUGUAGGGAUGCAGGUUGUCACCCAGGUGAUCCGAUCUUUCAGUUGUACAGUAGCAGACAGUAUCUAACUCUAUGUAUUUAUGUAUGUCAGGAGGUGUGAGAGAGCCAUGCGUCGUGGUGGUGGUGGUGGUGGUGGUGGCAGUGGGCUGUGGCAGGGCAGCGAGGCCCAAAGGAGAGAGGAGCACAGAGCUCAGGCUCGCCUGCAGGGGGGGUUACAGAGACUGGAGCAGGCCACGAGCUACCACCUCAACACACUCACCACAGAACAACGAAGACUACACAGAGACCUGCUCAACAUCAGGACCGGUAACCCCUGGAGGAGGAGCCUUCACCCUCUGGUGUCACGACCUGUCAACCCUGACCCCUCCCAACUCUCCAUGGCCUACAGGACUACCCUACCCACAAUCCCACGGGCCACCAGAGACCCAAAGAAACACAGGUCAGUGAAAGCUGUGUGUGGGGGAGUGUCUGGUCUGGCUGCACUCCAGGCUCGGGUCCAGGACUUCCUCUGCAGCUCUGCAGACCCACAGAGACAGGGGGCAGAGAGCUCAGUGGUGCCACUCUGCCUGCCAGACCUCAAACUGCAGCCUGCAGCAGAAUUGACCAGCACUGUGCUGGGGGAUAGAGGGGAAGCGGAAGGGACGGAGGGGAGAGCUGAGAGGGAGAGAGAAGAUGUGAGGAGAGAGGGGAGGGCAAUGCGAAAGAAGGAAGAAGAGAAUGGGAGGACAGACAGAGACAGAGAGAAAGAGGAGUAUUAUCCUCUCCCUCCUCCCCCCUCCGACUUCCUCGCUGCUGAUGGUCGGCCCAGAACGCUCCACCUCCUGCCUGAUUUCAACCAAUCACUGGCCGAGGCUCGUAAAGCUCGCUACAUCCGUUACCGAGGUCGACCCCCCUGCGAGAGGGAGCUGUCAAUCACUGAGAUAUUCACCAGGGGCAACACAGGUUCCAUCCACAGAUUCUGAAAAGAGAGUAACCCUGUAAGACAGAACACAUCCUGUGAGUGUGGCUCGUAGUGUGUGACUUUUCUUUUAACCUGGGACCUCUGCGCAUGUGUUAGUCCAUUAAGCAAAAGCCUUAGUAUUUGCUCGGGGAGCUACAGCAAGUCUUCAGGUCUCAGGCAAGGUUACUCAUAAUGCGAGCGUGGUUCACCAAACCACUUCCGUUAUAUCAUGGACACCUCCAUAAGCAUUAGAUCCAUUCCAACCUACUAUGUUUGGACUACAUUGUGUCAUACUGAACAGGGCUUUGGUCUCUGAUGCACCUGUUCUGUGCCAAACUGACAAUGCAUCUUAUUCAGUGUUUCUAUUUCUAUUUUAUUAGGCAAGUCAGUUAAGAGCAAAUUCUUAUUUAUAAUGAAAGCCUACCGGGGAACAGUGGGUUAACUGCCUUGUUCAGGGGCAGAACGACUGAUUUUUACCUUGGAGAUUCAAUCCAGCAACCUUUCGGUUACUGGCCCUGCCGCCCUGUGAAUGUAUAUCUGUGAAUGUAGCAUUUGAGAUCUGCUCAAUGUAAAAGUCCAUUAUAUAUUUUGUGUUAAAUCACGUACCUGAUUGAAAUUAUCAAUGUAUGUAAAGUAUAAUGUUUAAAACUGUUCGCUCAUGAUUUAUCGUAAUAAAAUAGAGACCAUGA